GAAACAAUUUUUUUUUUUGAAAAUAUUUUUAAAAUGGGUACACUUCAUGGCGAGAAAACUAUGUUCGCUUCGCCAAACACCUUCUAUAUCGAUGAAUCGAAGUUAUGCUUUAAUAAGACCCAUUUCAAUCGAGAAGAUUUUAAUGUGGAACGAUUUAUGAACUUGGCAAGGCAAAAAUCUGAUCUCAAAACAAUUCAGCAGGAUCUACGCCUCUACUUGAAAAGUGUUCAAAAUUCAAUGAUCGAGCUUAUCAACGAUGAUUAUGCGGAUUUUGUCCAUUUAUCGUCAAACUUGGUCAGCCUCCAAGACUCACUAAAUAAAAUCGAACAAGAUAUCAAUAGAAUAUGGGAUGAAUUCAAGGAGUCGACAAGAGAAUCUGUUGGUAUGGCUGAAAGAAUCGAGCAAAAAUGUGAUGAGCUUUGCUCAAAUCGAGAAAAACAAAUUGAAAUUCGGGAUCGCAUUUAUUUUCUAGUUGCCAUAGAAAAGCUAUCAGAAAUGUUAUUGCAUCCUCCUCGAAAAUGCUCUGCUUUGUGGUUACAAAAGGCAGCGUCCUUCGCAUCAGAGCUGAAGGGUUCCACGUUUCCCCAUUCGGAAGAGGAAAAUGCCGCUGAAAAGAUAAUUCUAUCUCAGCUGGAAGCGGUUCUCUGUGCAGAAGGAGUUCGAAGUGCCGCCGGUGAUUGUCAAAAUCUUCCUCUCAUUUAUUCAAUUUUAUCGUUAACGGAGAGUACGCAUUCACUAACUGCCCUCUUGGUUUCUGAUCUUUUGUAUGCCGAAUUUGUAAAUGAGAAACACGACGAAAGUAAUCAGUUGAAACUCUUGAAACAAGUCUUCGAAAGCGUCAAAAAAAUGCGUGAAACUUGGGCUGAAAAAAUGGGGACUGAACAUUUUCGUGGAAACAUCCGCCGUUUUCUGGACGAAACCCUUCUCACGUUCAUUCUGACAUUUAUUGAUAAGUGUAUGGGAGCCGUCGCAGUCCCAAGUGACACACGACUUUUCCAUGAAUGUUUCUUGCUCACUCAAGAAUUUAUCGAUAAUUGGCCAUCUUCUCAUACCUGCCGUGCAAUGCUUAAGUCGAUCAGGGAUAAAUUCAAUUUAUUAGUUUAUUUUAAAUUAGAAACACAUCGAUUCGGAAAACAGUGCGAUCAGCUGAUGUCUCCCGAAAUGUUUGCCGAGCCAGAAACUUCUGAAAAUCGAGAAAACACUCCUCAGCUGCACUGCGGAGUUUCAAGAGCAAUUAUAACAGCAAUUGAGCAUGUGUGGAGUGAUGAUGUGUAUCUUCCUCCUAUUGUUGAUAAAUUAUGGGAUUUCACAUUGAAGCUUUUGCUAAAGCAUUUCUCGUGGAGUCAAACUAUGAAAAAUUAUUUCAUGGAAGAAAAAAGAGAUUGGACUUCAAUGGUUACUCUCCGCUCGGAUACUGGAAAUCUUCAUCAAUUGGUUUUCGAUUUCGCGUUGGAGUCAAUUUGGGGAAAAUUUCAUGAUAUCACAGUGGAUACCGCUCCAUUCGGUCAAUGCCUAACAAAGCAUGGUCGAUCAAUUGAUAGUCUUUGUGUUCAAAUUGAUGAUAGUAUUAUUGAAAUGUUCUCCGAAGUUCUUCAUCAAGAAAUUGCUCAAGUUUCCGAUGUUCCUAAACAAUACAGAUGGACGAAGAAAUCACCACCGACAACGCAUUCCAAAUAUGUUGUUACAGCUAUUGAAAUGGUUGAGAAUUUGAAAGAAAAACUAUGCUGCGAAGAACAUCCUCACACCGAUGAAAUUGUUCGAAAAGUUAAUCUUUCAGCAUUCAAUUAUUUCGUGGGGAAAGGGAACGAGGUGCUGGAUAGUGUCGAAGCUACAGGAUCUUCUUUAUCCCGAUUCAAACGGAAAACCACAACUGAUUCUGGCUCCACGGUUACUGAUGACGAUAAAAUCAAACAACAAAUCUAUCAUGAUGCUAAAUAUUUCCUGAGCUAUGCGGAAAAUCUUGUAUUCUCACAAGCUGAUCUCACCGGAUUACAAGAAGUCGUCAAUCGAUUUGACAAAGAUGCACGUUCGGCGAUUGUACAAGAGAAAAAUCAGAACGAAGAAGCGGGGAAUGCUUGAAUUAAUUUUAUGUGAUUAUUUAUUUACAUGUACAUUUUAUUUUAACAAAUGGGUUGAAGUCUUUAAAAUCGUCUAUUGCCUUAAUAUGGGUUCAUGGUAUUGGAAUAAAAAGUGUAUAGCAUCGUA
This is a messenger RNA of Caenorhabditis elegans, 2205 nucleotides long. It is a transcript of the gene cogc-2, whose product is annotated as Conserved oligomeric Golgi complex subunit 2. Gene Ontology annotation, cellular component: membrane; Golgi membrane. The record is from RefSeq and is marked reviewed. Bases 34 to 2079 code for a protein of 681 amino acids. Gene Ontology annotation, biological process: protein transport; Golgi organization. The transcript has 9 exons. NCBI's taxonomy places the organism in Eukaryota, Metazoa, Nematoda, Chromadorea, Rhabditida, Rhabditidae.